UUCUGAUCUAAGCCGAAAUCCCACCCUAGCUCUUCUCUCUCGGUUUCUCUGAGCGUCUCGCAUCAUGGCGGGUCGACCCAACGGGCUGGCUGCAGGGAACAAAAUCUGCCAGUUCAAGCUGGUUCUGCUGGGAGAGUCGGCGGUGGGGAAGUCCAGUCUGGUGCUUCGCUUCGUGAAGGGCCAGUUUCACGAGUAUCAGGAGAGCACCAUCGGAGCGGCGUUCCUCACACAGACGGUCUGCCUGGACGACACGACGGUAAAGUUCGAGAUUUGGGACACGGCCGGACAGGAGCGCUAUCACAGCCUGGCCCCCAUGUACUACAGAGGAGCGCAGGCCGCCAUCAUCGUCUACGACAUCACUAACACGGACACGUUCGCUCGAGCAAAGAACUGGGUGAAGGAGCUUCAGAAGCAGGCCAGCCCCAACAUCGUCAUCGCCCUGUCCGGGAACAAGGCCGACCUGGCCAACAAGAGAGCCGUCGACUUCCAGGAAGCGCAAGCGUACGCUGAUGAGAACGGGCUGCUCUUCAUGGAGACCUCGGCCAAGACCGCCAUGAACGUCAACGAGAUCUUCAUGGCCAUCGCGAAGAAGCUCCCCAAGAACGAGUCUCAGAGUGCAGUAGGUGGAGCGAGCGGGCGUGGCCGAACAGGCGUCGACCUCCAAGACUCCGCCCCCCAGACCUCAGGCAGCAAAUGCUGCAACUGACCAGCUGAUGGAUUCCCGGAUGGGACGGUCAGUAACGAAGGGUCCAAACAUGAAAACAAACGGACAGAAGCUGAACGAAUCGCACAUGGCGAGAUGAUUCCUUCAGAGAUGGUUUUAUUUUAUCUGGUUUAUCAUAAGCUAACGUUUCCUCUCUCUGGUCUUAAUCAUUUAACUGGUUUUAAUGGAAAUACUAACACGAUUCGUCUUUCAUUUCUCCUUUUAACAUCGACGAUAACAGUUUCGGUUUGGGUGGUGGGUGCAUGUAGCAAACCCCCCCCCCCCUUUAUUCCAGAUGGAUAAUAACUGGGUCGUUACUUUGUGUUACUCACCGAUCCUCCUGACGGGCGGGGCUCGGGUUCGAAUCUCACGCUUCCCGAAAUCAUUUUGUAAACGAGCGGGUGGAGUAUUGUUUUUAAUCCCAGCAGCUCUGUGCGGACAUCGUGGCAUUAUCGGGGUUCAACAGCGUGUGUGUGUGUGUGUGUGUGUGUGUGUGUGUGUGUGUGUGUGUGUGUGUGUGUGUGUGUGUGUGUGUGUGUGUGUGUGUGUGUGUGUGUGUGUGUGUGUGUGUGUGUGUGUGUGUGUGUGUGUGUGAUGUGCGGUCAGCAUUAGCUCUGAUAUCUAAUAAAAAAGAAGCAUUUUUAUCAUUGUGGUUUUUCCAGACUGUAAGAUACUGAGGUGAUAAAGGAGGGAAUAAAUAAAACUGGGAAGGUGGA
This is a messenger RNA of Trichomycterus rosablanca, 1419 nucleotides long. RefSeq names its product ras-related protein Rab-5C-like. The record is from RefSeq and is a predicted model, not a curated record. Gene Ontology annotation, cellular component: endosome; Golgi apparatus. Gene Ontology annotation, molecular function: GTP binding; GTPase activity. Lineage: Eukaryota; Metazoa; Chordata; Actinopteri; Siluriformes; Trichomycteridae. The transcript is spliced from 5 exons. The coding region runs from base 65 to 706 and encodes 213 amino acids.